GACACGUUACGUCAUGGUAGACGAACUUAGAAAAAGUGCGAUGAGAUCUUUUCUUCAAAUGUUCUCCCAAAAACCCAUAUUCUCCUCUUUGUGCGGAAAGACCUUAGUCGUAUGGCCUGGUGGUCGUACAAAUGUGCCGGAAAGUGUUUUCAUUCAGCAGAUGCUGCAAGAAUGUCGGCAAAUGGAAAAACCGGACGCUUCGGUGGAUCUCAAUAAUUUCAAAGCUAUUUCGGAGCAGUCUCCCGCCAAGUUCAUCAUCGAUUCCUGCCGCGUGAAGGCACAACCGGAGGAUCGAGGUCCCAGCAUACAAAAACAAAUCGCAUCCGCCUAUCCGGUGAUUCACGAACGUACCCUUCUGCUCUUUAUCAGCUUCUUGGAGCACAAGCUCAAGUUCGGCAGCGAGCAGGAGAAGGCCCUCUACAAGGACAUGACUGUGAUUGACCUAGUGCAGCGCCUGCUGGCGAAGAGAUGUGUGUGGUUCUUUGGCGAUGGCGACUAUUACUGCACAAUGCAGGGAAAAAUUGGACACGGGGGCUUCGAAGCAGUGGGCACUGCCGCCGAAACGGAUCCCCUCACCCUGACCUCGGUGCUCAGCUACGACGAGAUCAAGCUGGCCGCCCUGCUCUACGUCUCCUGCCACUCGGAGUUCAUUAACAAUGGGAGUAGGGCCAAUGCGGGUGCGGUGACUCAGAAUAAGGACACAAUCGAACGGGAGGGCGUUGUGAUUGGACUAAUUGGAGCUCGUUUCGAGCGUCCCGAUGUGAUGGAGUACCAGGAUAUCAUGAUUACCAAAACCCAAAACACUCGGGCCAAAGGCUAUGGUUUCGAUUUGGACAAGAUGUCCAGCGAGACGGCCACUCCUGCAUCAGAUUUGCGUAGAAUCUGGCGGGAGUUCUACGAGGAGCCCAAGGACUUCAUUUACGCCGACACUCCGUCUAAUCCUCUGCGUUUCGAAAAGGUUCAUGAAGGCUUCUUCGAUCACCAGGUAAUGCGCAAGCGAUAUGCCAUCAGUUUCGACACCCUGCUCUUGGAGGCACAGGACAGAGCAUUCAAGGCUGGUAAGCCCGCCUAUAUCCAUGUGGUGGGCAUCGGACUGGGCGUUUGGAAGGCAGCUAGUGAGCAGGAGCGCACCUUCCUUGAAUGCUUUGAGGGACGAUUGCGGUUUCUUGGAGAACGGCUCAGCUACAUCGGAGUGGUACACUUCUCAUGGUUCCAUCUGCCGCGUGUGGGCAGCAUUUACGAAGGAGCCAUCCUUCCCGUGGACAAACAUCCCCAGGGUGGCAUCCGCAUCCGCAAUUCGGUCAGAAAUCCCGGAGACAAACUAACCGAGGACAUGCUGCCCGUGGUGACCUACGCCUGGGAUGGAAAUGCCCUGCCUGGCAACGAAUUUUGGGAUAACAUGCUAGUCAGCACUGGGGAUCCAGCAGCAGCCUGUUCCACUCUAAUCUCUGAGCUCCAAAAUCCCCACAUCAAUGUGCACUACAUGAAUGGAGCCAAUCUGCACAUUGCAUCCGUGGAACACGGACUACUCCAUGUGGGCGACUACGCUAGGCGACUGAUUGACUAAAAACUAUGUAUCUAAACGCUAUGUAAUAUAUAUAUAUUAUUAAAAUAAAUAUAUUACGAUGGUGAUGGGGAUCAGC
Drosophila sechellia is the source of this 1643-nucleotide messenger RNA. RefSeq lists its product as uncharacterized. The transcript is spliced from 4 exons. The coding region runs from base 14 to 1567 and encodes 517 amino acids. The record is from RefSeq and is a predicted model, not a curated record. NCBI's taxonomy places the organism in Eukaryota, Metazoa, Arthropoda, Insecta, Diptera, Drosophilidae.